Messenger RNA from Taeniopygia guttata (zebra finch), 4034 nucleotides. It is a transcript of the gene IGSF11, whose product is annotated as immunoglobulin superfamily member 11. NCBI's taxonomy places the organism in Eukaryota, Metazoa, Chordata, Aves, Passeriformes, Estrildidae. The record is from RefSeq and is a predicted model, not a curated record. Gene Ontology annotation, cellular component: cell-cell junction.
CUGUUUUCCCUUUUUUUUUUCUUUUUUUUUUUUUUUUUUUUCUUUUGCAAGACUUCAUUUCAGCUGCCACAUUGACAGCAGUUGUCUGUUUAUGCACAGAAUAGGUACAGCACAGGCAGGCUUCAGGCUUCCCCACCCCCUUGGUCCCCAUCCUCCUGCCCUCCUGCACUGCAUCCCCCGUGCCCCGCAGCAUCACCCUGAGCCAGAGGGCUCACAGCGAGGUGAAGGGGGGAGCUGAGGCAUCCAUCCCACCGCCACCGGCUUGUGUUGCAUCCUAAUUGCAAAUAGCCCUUCCGGCGUCAGCAGUUUGUGGCAAUAAUUGACAGGAGGUGCCGGCGAGGUGCUGAGUCAGAGCGAGGUGUGCUUGCCAAGUCACUGCAGCAGAAGGAGCCCGAUCGCCUCGUGUGGAGGGAUGCCAGUGGACGGUCUGGUGUGUCCUCUGGAGGUGUCAGUCAGUUCAGGGAGUAUCCAGGUUGCCCGAGGCCAGACAGCAGUGUUGCCCUGCACCUUCACCACUAACGCUGCUCUCACUAACCUUAAUGUCAUCUGGAUGGUCAUUCCUCUUUCCAACGCCAACCAGCCUCAACAGGUUAUUCUCUACCAAGGGGGUCAGAUCUUUGGUGGUGCACCCCAGUUCUAUGGACGAGUGGGGUUUGCUGUGACAAUGCCAACCACCAGUGCCUCCAUCUUCAUCAACAACACUCAGCUAUCGGAUACUGGCACCUACCAGUGUUUGGUCAACAAUCUUCCCGACCGAGGCGUCAGGAAUAUUGGAGUCAUUGGACUGACUGUCUUGGUUCCUCCCUCUGCCCCGCUUUGCAGAAUCCAGGGGUCCCUGGACGUGGGCAGCGAUAUCACACUGACCUGCAGCUCGGAAGAAGGCAUCCCCCGACCAACAUACCUCUGGGAGAAACUCGACAAUGUCCCCAAGUUGCCCCCAACUGCCACACAAGACCAAGUCCAGGGCACUGUCACUCUCAGAAAUAUCAGCACUGCGUCCUCAGGUCUUUACCAAUGUGUGGCUUCAAAUGCCAUUGGAACCAGCACUUGCCUUCUGGACCUGCAAGUCAUUGCACCUCACCCACGGAGUAUCGGCCUGAUUGCAGGAGCAGUGGCCACAGGUGCUGUUGUGCUCGUUGUUUGCAUUGUGUUGGUGGCUGUAGCACUGUUCUAUUGGAAAAAUAAACACAAAGAAGAGGAAGAGGAGGAAAUUCCCAAUGAGAUAAGGGAGGAUGACCUGCCACCCAAAUGCUCCUCUGCCGCCAAGACGUUCCACGCUGACGCGUCCUCAUCAGAGAACGACACCCUCACCUCGUCCAACACCUACAACAGCCGCUACUGGAACGACCCCAAAGCCAACCACGCCACAGACUCCUUCACCCGCUUCAGCAACAGCAACGAUGCUCACCAGCCCCCCUUCUCCCGCUCAGGGAGCACCAGUGCCCGCCCCGUCUACGCCAACGGCGGCCACCCAUCCCCGGCUCCCCCUAAGACGCUGGUGGUGACGGCCAGCACGGCGCCGUCGCCUCAGGAGGUGAUCCGGAGCAACGGCUCGGUCAGCAGGAAGCCGCGGCUGCCACACACCCGUUCCUACGCGGUCAGCCAGGCCACGCUGGAGCGGAUUGGGGCUGUCCCCGUCAUGGUGCCCGCCCAGAGCCGGGCUGGCUCCCUGGUGUAGGACUGUGUUGGCAGCUGAGAGCUGAGCAAGGGGCCUCUCAUCCCCUGGCGUAGGGUGAAGAGACCCUACUCCUUCCUGAAAGGCAGCGAGGCGGUGGGGGGGUCACACAUUCACCUCUCCACCUGCCCUCCCCUCUCGAGGCUGCUGCCAGCUGGUGGGACAGCCCUGGCCAAGCCGCUUCCCCCCAGCUGCUGGAGCUCCUCGCGCCAAUGGACGCCAUGGAUGUGCCAAGGCCGGAGGAUCAGGGAGGUCGGGAUGCGCUCCCAGGCUGCUGGACCCCAGCUGGGACAUGCACUCGGGCCUGACCCUGGGGGGAACUUUUGCUUUUUUUUUUCCUGUUGGUUUUCUUGGGGACUGAUUCCAUCCAUUGGGGUCUUUCAGGGAGGUUUGGGAGUUAUAUAUAUAUAUUAUUUUUUUUCCAUUGUUGUUGCUGUUUUGUUUCCAAGAGGAUGACGACCUGUGUUAGGGCAGGGAAGGCUGCGCAGCCCCAGCUUCCCAUGGCCCUGGCCCCGCUGUUGGAUUAGGGAGAGCUGUGCACUGGGGCUGGGUUUGGGGAGGCAUGGGACAAGCUGGAGGGGUGAGAUGAAGGCACAGCCACCAGCCCAGUCAAGGGGAUGGGUGGGUGAGGGUGUGGGCCAGGAAGCAUUUGUCUUUAUUUUUUGCAGUUCUUCCCCCCACCUCAGCACACACAGACACACACACACAGACAGACACAUGCAGAUCCUCAGACUGGGUGUUUCUCCUGCACUGGGUUGGAGUGCCACCAGAGCCCUGUUUAUAGCUGUGGAGGAUGCAGCCAUCUGAGCAUCUUUCCUUGAGACGCUCGGUGCAGGGCAAGGCUGCACCGCUGCUGCUGCUGUUGAUGCUGCUCUAGGGCUUGGAUCUCUUUUUUUUCCUUUUCUUGGGGUGUUGCUGGGGGUUAUUCAGGAAGCAGAGAGGAGCCAGAUGGUGUCACAGAGCACCACGCAGGUUCAUGAGGCAUCUGUUGCUCCUGGGUUGCUCUGAUUUAGGGCAAGUGUCUUCAAACCCAACAAUUUUGAUGUUUGCAUGGUGGAUUUUAUUCAUCAGGCUGUGCAGGGCUGGGCAGCAUGGCAGGGCUUGAAGCCUUCACAGAGAGGCAUCAGAGUUUUCAUUCCUGCUCUCCCACAGACUUGUUAGCAGGAUUUGUUUCCUGCUUUAGAAUGCAGAGGCUUAAUGAAAGCCCACACACUAUCUCUCUGCCUCCCCCACUUCCCUCGAUGUCCUGGGACUGGGUACUGGUGGCAUCUGCCAGUGGCCCUGCCAUCUCCUUGCAGCCUGGCAGGUGGUUGUGGCUGUCACCUCUACUUUUUUUUUCUAUUGCAACUAAAUAGCCUUAAUCAAAGCCAAGAGUUGAAACCUCUGAAGGAACCUGAUGCCAUUUGGAGGGCUGGACUGAGGGCUGGGAUUUCCUCUCCUAGAGAGCACUGGUUCAAAGAGGCCAUGCCUGGAUAGAUGUUUUGGCCCUCCUGCAUAACACCAAGCCUUGCACAGGCAAAGGCAGUGAUCACCUCAAAAAAGCACCAGAGCCCUCCCAGGUCUGCUCUUGGAAAAGCAACGUGGGGAGUCACAGGUGACUUCCAUAGUUCUCACAUUGGAAAAAGGGUCUGUUUAAGCCAACAGACUCUUCCUCAUCCCCACUUUCCUUGUCCCGGCACGGCUUUACUUUCCCUAGCAGUGCACAAACCUUGGGCAGGGCCUUCUACCUAAGCAGUACAAAUGCAAGCACAGACUCUGAGGAAGAGGAGGGAGAAGUGAGGGCUGGGUUCCCACAUGGACACACUGGCUUUUUGGGAGACUGGGAGCUCCCAAGCAGCGCUAGGUUUGAAGCUUGGCUGAGAUUUUGUGCCUUCUUUUCUUAAAAAAAAAAAAAAAAAAAAAAAAAAAAAAAAGAAAAGGAGAUUAAAAAAAAUCCAACUUCCCUUCUUUCCCCCUCUAUAGCACUGCAUCCAGAAAUCCAGAAUGUGCAAACCCCCCUGGUGGUGCAGGCAGGCGGUUUCUCUGUGUGCACACAUUCACUGGAGCAGUCCUGUUUCCUGCCUGUCUGCUCACAUUGCUGCUGGGGGGGUAGGAUUGAUGGGGGGAAAAAAGUGGCUUUAGAAACCCUAUUGUGGGAAGAAAAAAACCCCAAAACAAUCAAAGAAAAGCCCAGACACAUUCUCUCUGCUUUUGUAACAACCCCUGUGUGACAUUUACAGGAACACUGCCCUCAGCAGGCACCCUCCUCUACUGGGAAAGCUCUUCUGGUUCCUGCCCUCCAUAAGACUGUUUGCUCCUCUUUCUUUGUUCUUUCUAAUUGUAUAAAAUUCAAUAAAAUUUUAUUCAUAUAAGAAAAGGA